Messenger RNA from Schistosoma spindalis, 1579 nucleotides. Lineage: Eukaryota; Metazoa; Platyhelminthes; Trematoda; Strigeidida; Schistosomatidae. The record is from the annotation of a GenBank genome assembly.
CUUAUUAACCACUAGGAAUAAGAAAUGCUCCAUUUUACACAGAAUAACCACACAUAAAAUCUAGUCAAAGAUAUCAGUGGACAAUUAGUUCGCCAUCACUGUGUAAUUCGGUUUGGAUCUAGUACAAUAAUAAUUGGCGGGAAAACGAACUGUGGGGGACGUGAUUAACAACUGAUGCUUUUAACAACAACACGACGUUUCGCCCUGAACAGAUUUGACAGAUGGACUUAUUUGAAUCAAUGUAGUGCAUAUUACUCCAUACGCUCAAAUGAUUCUUCGGAAGAUAAGUCUCAACAGUCUUGGUGGAGUGGGAAAAAUGCAUGGAAAAUAGGUUGUUUUACUUUGGCAUGUUCCAGUUUGUUUGCGGUUGGGUUUGCCGUGGCUACUUGGGGUCCUCCGAAAAAGGAUGAUAACGGAGUUGAAAUUGAAGACAAUUUUAGUCGAAAACCAAUUAUCUGGGGCUAUCUUUGUCGAACGUUCAGUUCUCUGCUUGAAUUUAACCAAAGCAUAAAGGAUCCUGUUAGUGAAAAACUCCUUCCAGAUCCAGUACAACCUCCAUAUUACCAACCACCGUAUACUCUUGUUCUGGAGAUGACCGACGUGCUUGUUCAUCCCGAUUGGAAGUUUCGCUCAGGUUGGCGUUUUAAGAAAAGAGCAGCCUUAGAAUUGUUUUUGCAACAGCUAUCUCCUCACUAUGAGGUUGUUGUCUAUACAAACGAAUCGGUAAUGAUUGGAGGUCCUGUCUUGGCUCAGAUGGAUCCUCAAGGACAGUUUAUUCACUUUCGACUGUUUCGCGAAGCAACCCGCUAUAAAGGAGGAAAACACAUCAAGGAUCUAUCAUGUCUUAAUAGAGAUCUCUCUCGUGUGGUGUUCGUUGACUGGGAUCCUGCUGCAGCUCAGUUGCAACCACGCAAUGCACUGAUUAUAAAACGUUGGGAUGGCGAUGAGUCAGACAGAGAAUUGAUAGACUUAGCUGCCUUCUUAAGAAUGAUUGCAAUGGGGAGUGUAGAUGAUGUUCGCCUUGUGCUAGAUUACUACAGAGAGUUUGAUGACCCUUUAGCCUUCUUCCGUGAAAAGCAUGAAGAACUUAUGGAAAUUCAAGCCAAACGUAAACAGGAAACAGAAAAAGCUUUAUCGAAACGCAUUCGACCAACAUUUUCAUUUACUGGUAUGGCUAGAUCCUGAUAUUAUUGAUUUUACCGGCAAUACCAUCUCAGAACGUUGUACAGGAAUAAUCCUCAAGGGGAUUUCGAAAUUCUCUUGUUUUAUAUAAAUAUAAUCUUAUGUGCUUGAAUUUUUCAUUUUUAAACCAUUUAUGGAGUUAGAGUUUCCUGCCCGUGGUAAUUUUUUAAAUUACAAUUUAUCAAGUGUCAUCAUACAAUUAGGAGCAAUUCGACUUCAUUUGGUCAGUACAUUCGCUCUGUAAAUUGUUGCUGCUUACUUUAUACUUCCAUUAUUGCAAAUGUGACACUUGAUGAGGUUGUAUAAAUUUUCCAUUUGAAGCAAUAUUGAAUAAUAAUAAGUGACAUUUUUUAAAUUCAGAGCUGAAAUAUAAAAACGUCAUUUGUUUUGUUAUAAA